This is a messenger RNA of Paramecium tetraurelia, 1656 nucleotides long. RefSeq lists its product as uncharacterized. Gene Ontology annotation, cellular component: autophagosome; cytoplasm. Gene Ontology annotation, biological process: protein autophosphorylation; autophagy; autophagosome organization. The transcript has 6 exons. The record is from RefSeq and is a predicted model, not a curated record. NCBI's taxonomy places the organism in Eukaryota, Ciliophora, Oligohymenophorea, Peniculida, Parameciidae. Gene Ontology annotation, molecular function: ATP binding; protein serine/threonine kinase activity.
AUGAAAUAAACUAGCCCAUAUUUUUUAUCAAAUUUUCAAAUGAUUCAGGGAUAUUAGAUUUAAUCAUUUAUAGGGAAAGGUCAAUUUGGACAAGUUUUUAAAGCAUUAAAAUUUGAGACUCGUGAAAUAGUAGCCAUAAAACUUAUUUAGAAAAAAAGAUUCUAAGAAAGUGAUGGAAUUGUAGGAAAGCUAGUAUAAUCAGAGAUUAAAGCUCUAGAGCUGGUUAAAAGUGACCAUGUUGUUAGAUUUAUUGAGUCGUUCUAAGAUCAAGAAUAUUGCUAUAUAGUGAUGGAGUAUUGUGAUUCUGGAGACUUGGAUUAACACUUAAACAAUCUUAAAAUGAAAUUGACUGAAAACGAUGCUAUAGGAAUUAUUAAGCAAAUAUUAAAAGGUCUAAAAGAUUUACAUUCAAAAUUUAUCAUUCAUAGGGAUCUUAAAUUACAAAAUAUUAUGGUUCAUAAUAAUUCCAUUUACAAAAUUGCUGAUUUGGGAUUUUCGAAAGUCUUUUCAAAUGCAGAUCAAAAAUCUAUAUUAUAAUUAGGAACAUUAUAUACAAUGGCCCCAGAAAUAUUUAAUUAAAAUCAAUAUGGAUUAUCAUCAGACAUGUUUUCCGUAGGAGUUAUCUUUUAUUAAAUCCUAUUUGAUAGAUUACCAUUCAAAUAAAGGGACUACACAUCGAAUAGUCAACCAAACAUUAGUUUUUAGAAAAAUAAAUUUGAAGUGUCUGCCCAGACUAUAAAUCUCUUGGAGAAAAUGCUCUAGUUUAAUCCUAACAACAGAAUCACUUUCAAAGAUUUAAUGCGUCAUCCUGUUUUUGCUUCCGAUAAAACUUUUCAUAGUAUAACCAGUAAAAUUCAAUUACAGGCUAAUACGAUUUCAUUCGAUGACUAUCAAGAAUUUUAUUAGUAAUAAUCAGGAUAAAUUGAAUAAAAUUAAUCUAAAAUUAUGUAAUAAUAACAACCAAUCUAAUCAAUCGUUUAGAAGGACAGAUUAUCAUAGAAAUCUGUUUAAAUUAUAGAUAUUUCAGAAAUAAGAAAUGAUAUUGCAGAAAAUACAUUGAGUUUGGAAAUAGAUAAGAUUACUAAAUUGAUAAAUGAGAUGUACUUCUUUUCUAAUACAUUGCAAGAGGUUAUUUAAAUUCUUUGUAAUCCUCAUUUUAUGGAUAUGCUAUGUUUUAAAAUAUAAAAAUUAUGUUAAAGUAUUCUCAAAUUGAUUAAGGAGAAUAUGAAUUAAUAUAAAAAUCAAAAGCAAUAUAAAGAUGACUAUAAAUUACUUGAAGAAUAAAAUCGCGAAAUGGAAUCCUAUAAUGAAUUAAUUUAAUAUUAUUUGUUUGAUGUCAAAGAUCAGCUAGCAUAAUUCUCAGAGGAAAGUUUAUAAGAUUCAAUAUCAUAGUUUAGGGAUUAAGACUAAUAAUUUAAUAAAGGCUUCUCUUAAUAAAUAAAGAAUUAUUUAGAUUAUAAAAAUUAAUAAAUUAAUAUUGCUUUUGCUCAUGUAAUUUUAUGCUACUUAUAUUGCAAAACUUAAAAUCCAGACUUUAUCUAGUUCGAUUAAACUACUUUCAACCUUAAUAAAUCCUAAGAAUUAUAUCCUAAUUAAAAUUAACUUUUAGAACGAUUUAAAGAAAAUUCCUCACUUUCAGAUUAUCUACAAUAUUGA